Messenger RNA from Candida tropicalis MYA-3404, 1788 nucleotides. It is a transcript of the gene KRS1, whose product is annotated as lysine--tRNA ligase. Gene Ontology annotation, cellular component: cytoplasm; cytosol. The transcript has a single exon. Gene Ontology annotation, biological process: lysyl-tRNA aminoacylation. Gene Ontology annotation, molecular function: ATP binding; tRNA binding; lysine-tRNA ligase activity. Lineage: Eukaryota; Fungi; Ascomycota; Pichiomycetes; Serinales; Debaryomycetaceae. Bases 1 to 1788 code for a protein of 595 amino acids. The record is from RefSeq and is a predicted model, not a curated record.
AUGUCUGAAGAAGUUGAUAAAGUUGCUGAACAAGUCCAAAAAACUUACUUGGAUGAUGUCACCGGUGAACAAGUUUCCAAAACCGAAUUGAAAAAAAGACAAAAACAAAGAGCAAUUGAAGCUAAGAAAGCUGCUAAGGCUGCUGCUGCUCCACCAAAGGCUGCUCCAAAAAAGAAAGAUGAAUUUGCUGACUUGAACCCAAAUCAAUUCUUUGAAAUUAGAUCCCGUCAAAUUUCUGACUUGAGAGAUAAAAACAAUGCUGAUCCAACUGCUUUCAACCCAUACCCACACAAAUUCAAUGUCGAUACCAGACUCCCAGAAUUUGUUGAAAAAUACGGUCACUUGAAAAGAGGUGAAACUUUAUCUGAAAUUACUGUUAAUGUCAGUGGUAGAAUUAUGACCAAGAGAGAAUCUGGUUCUAAAUUGAAAUUCUACGUCUUGAAAGGUGAUGGUAUUGAAGUUCAAAUCAUGGCUCAAGCUCAAGAUGCCGAAAGUCUCGAAGCUUUUGAAAAAAUGCACGAAAUGUUGAAGAGAGGUGAUAUCAUUGGUGUUACUGGUUAUCCAGGUAGAACUUCUCCAGCUAAAGGUGGUGAAGGUGAAUUGUCUGUUUAUGCUAGAACUGUGCAAUUGUUGACUCCAUGUUUGCACAUGUUGCCAACUGAACAUUAUGGUUUCAAAGAUCAAGAAGCUAGAUACAGAAAACGUUACUUGGAUUUGAUCAUGAACGAUUCUAGUAGAGAACGUUUUAGAGUUAGAUCAAAGAUUAUCCAAUACAUUAGAAAAUUCUUGGACAACAGAGAUUUCGUUGAAGUUGAAACCCCAAUUUUGAAUGUUAUUGCUGGUGGUGCUACUGCCAAACCAUUCAUUACUCACCACAAUGAUUUGAACAUGGAAAUGUUUAUGAGAAUUGCUCCAGAAUUGUUCUUGAAAGAAUUAGUUGUUGGUGGUAUGGAAAGAGUUUAUGAAAUUGGUCGUCAAUUCAGAAACGAAGGUAUUGAUAUGACCCAUAACCCUGAAUUCACCACUUGUGAAUUCUAUCAAGCUUAUGCUGAUGUUUAUGAUUUGAUGGACAUGACCGAAUUGAUGUUCUCCGAAAUGGUUAAAGAAAUCACUGGUGAUUAUGUCAUUAAAUACCACCCAGAAGGUCCAAACGGUAAAGAAAUGACCUUGGACUUCUCCAGACCAUGGAAGAGAAUCAACAUGAUUGAAGAAUUGGAAAAGGUUUACAAUGUCAAAUUCCCAGCUGGUGAUCAAUUGCACACUGAAGAAACCGGUGAAUUCUUGAAGAAAGUUUUGAAAGACAACAAAUUGGAAUGUAGUCCACCAUUGACCAACGCUAGAAUGUUGGAUAAAUUGGUUGGUGAAUUGGAAGAUGCUUCUAUCAACCCAACUUUUAUCUUUGGUCAUCCACAAAUGAUGUCUCCAUUGGCUAAGAAAGAUAGAAAUAUCCCAGGUUUGUGUGAAAGAUUUGAAGUUUUUGUUGCUACCAAAGAAAUCUGUAAUGCUUAUACCGAAUUGAAUGAUCCAUUUGACCAAAGAGCUAGAUUUGAAGAACAAGCUAGACAAAAGGCUCAAGGUGAUGAUGAAGCACAAAUGGUUGAUGAAACUUUCUGUAAUGCUUUAGAAUAUGGUUUACCACCAACUGCUGGUUGGGGUUGUGGUAUUGAUAGAUUGGCUAUGUUUUUGACUGAUUCCAACACCAUUAGAGAAGUCUUGUUGUUCCCAACUUUGAAACCAGAUGCUUUGGUUUUGAAAGGUGAAGAAGAAUUCAAGAAACAAGAAAACUAG